GACCAAUAUUAAAUAUGCACCGACGCGCACCGCAGCGAACGAGCCUGAUGUUUUUUGUCAGUCGCCAGAGCUCAUGCGUAAAAGCAUGGCGCCCGUCGCGAGGCUCGACUCGUGAAAUAAUUGAUCCAAUCGGAACUCGACGAGCUCCCGCCACGGCGCGACGCUCUGCCACGGGCUUUAUGUAAGAGAGACGCUCGGGAACGCCAAGCGUCGACUGGGACUUUUCUACGACUCGAAAGCUUUGCCGACCCGGUACUUUUCGUGACGCCUUACCCGGGAAAUACCAUCCGGAUAUGUGGGUGACUGUGUAGAGUCAAAUAACAAGGAUUCCGUAGAAAGGAGAAUACACGAAAAAUGACAAUAUGUCUGCUCGACAACAAGUGUCCCGACCCUGUUAGUCGAUCGAAAGCACAGAGACUAAAGAUAAAUGUAAAUAACUUUGUGCGUAUAAGACGUCGAAUUCCUAGAGAUAAUCGAGGAGUACGUAAACAGUGAUAAAUAAUUUUUUUUAUAAUAUCAAUUAAAAACAAAACUUCCUUUACCAUUUUCUGACAAAGGAGAAAACAGAAAAAUCGAUAUCCGGCAUAUAUUCCAGGGGGAAAAUGAUAAAAAACGGCAAACAGUAAGAAGAUUAAUAACAAGGAACGAAGGAAAAUAAUAAAAAAAUAAGUUGGGAAGAAAAAAGUUGAGAAAAAUUUAAAAAAAGAAGCGUAAGGAUGCGUACCGAUAACGCACUAUAAGAUCUGGGCGGUUGACACUGAUGACAACACUGAUGCCGAAGCAGACGACGACAUCGAUGCGAACGCUGACGACAACGUGACGCCGACGCUUCGUCGUUUCAAUGGUCGAAGUGGGGGGUGUGGUCGUAUAAACGGUCCGGUAGAGAGCACGCUCGUAGCUUGUGGGAGCUGCCAGAGUGUGUAGUGGGACUCUGGUGUGCGCUAGGUUGGUACGCUUCUGGAGCGCUAAAGUCAGCGUCGAUGUAGUGUCGGACUGCACGUUUUCUAUUUCUCUUCCUCGCUCCGUAUCCCUCUCUCCGUCGCUCUUUGAUUUUCCUUACGUCAGACUCUUUCUCUCCCUCUGUCUCUCUCGCUCGCUCGUUGAACUGGAAAUCGCCUCAGAGAGAGGGACCCCGCUCUGGCACUGACACCGCGCCACUACUGACACUUGCCAAGCGGUGACAGCCGAGACGCCAGUCGUCGCUGUGCCGCGGUCGCUGUUGCGUCGUACCCUGCAUGUCUUGUGCCAAGGCUGCUCUCUCCGAACGCCGCGUGGUCGACCAACUGUCAAAUUCAAAACGUAACAGGCGCGCGCUCGGUGAAACCUCCAACUAGGACUAAACACGUUGAUCGUAUCCCGUGAGCCUGUUGCUGAUUUUAUUAUUUUCCUUUUUUCGCGUCCUGCAUCCAACAGUGUCGAGUGUUUACGAUUGUUCUACACGGAAUAGGACUAGUUCUCGUUAAUAAAAGAAAAACUUCGGUGCAUCCGUGAAACGGCGAGAAAGAGGUUUAACGUGAAUUUGGGUAAAUAAAAAUGUGCAGUGCCUUCAAGAUCUUCGACUCGACAGGCAGCGGAUUUUACCGCGAGGAUUACGCGAGUGUUUAAGUUCUCGGGAAGGAUUCGCGAAGUUCCUCCUGUGCCGUCCCGAAAUGUGUGAAAUGGCCAAGGAGGCCUUCGCCUCGCGAAACUAUCGUUUAGCCGUUGAGAUUUACGAGCGUUGCAUGAAGCAGCAACCGCCAAGCUUCGAGAUAUUUUUUGGUUAUGGUGACUCCCUGGCUCGAUGCGGACGCUUGCGAGAAGCCCUCGACGUCUACGCGCAGUGCUUCGCUAUAAUAGCUGUGCCUCCGGAGAGGCUCCGGCAUCUGGCCACUGCCCUUCUCGAGGACAUAGGUGGUACCUCUCUACCGAGGAGAAGGACCGAAGCAUCCUUUGUGUGCCCGUACUGCGAAGGGACCCUCUAUCAGCCGGUGACAGCCAAUUGCGGCCACACCUAUUGUAGGAACUGCCUGGAGAGCUCAAAGUGCUGCCGUGCGUGUGGACUAAAGUUUGGCCCUUCAGGAGAGACGAAUGUUCUCGUGCAACGAUUGGUGGAAAAGUGGUGGCCGCGCGAAGCCGAAGCGAGCCGAGCGAGACACGAGGGAGACCUAUUCAUGAGGGAGGGUCACGUAGGUCAAGCCCUCGAGAGAUACAACCUCGCUGUGCGACUUGCACCAAACAGUCCAUUACAUCUCAGCAACAGGGCGCACGCAUUGCUCAUGCUAAGUAGGCCGCAGGCUUCUCUCACGGAUGCUGACCAUGCGAUUAGAUUACGUCCAGACUGGGGAAAGGGCCACUUCAGAAGAGGAGUGGCACUCGCAGCUCUUGGGAGACACGAGGAGGCCCUCUUUGCCUUCUGUACGAGUGUCGCCAUCGACCGAAACCCUCAGACCGUACGCCAAGAGAUAACACGGGUACUCCACCGAAUGCUGUCCUCGAAUCAUCGUCGGCAAAACAGCCCUGCUACCAGAGGUCCUUACAAUAUGGUCCAGACGAUAGCGAGAUCGAGAAGAAAUCGACAUCAUCUUCUUCUGCCGCUGAUGAAUCCAAUUCAGCAUCAUCGCAGGGCAGCACUGAAUACGUCGGAUUGCGAGGACAACAGCAGCGGAGAGGAAGACUUCAGUCAGACGGUGUGCCGGAGGCUCAUGCCUACUUCCGUUCCCCAUGACAACGCUCGACUCCACGCGAUCCUGGACAGGGUCUAUCAAGAGGUCGAAAAGCUCAAAAGGGUGGACGCGAGACCUGCCGAAAUCUUGCUACCGCCUCUUUCCAGAGGCGACCCUGCCGAAGGCGACCUAGACUGCAUCCUAUGUUGUCGCUUGCUUUGGAAACCCGUCGCAACCCCUUGCGGACAUACCUAUUGUUGGAUGUGCCUGGAUCGUUGUCUGGACUACUCAUCUGCCUGUCCACUCUGCGUCACGUCACUCGCCGACUACCUGGCCAGCAGUCAAAAAACCGUUACGGACUUUGUCGAACGUGCCCUGAAGAGCGUUGCGUCGACGGAGUACGCUGCCAGAGCCGCCAGUCAUCGUCUGGAACUUGUUCAGAGCCUAGGACUCCUGGACAGCGAGCAGAUCGCCGUUUUUAUUUGUACGACGGCCUUCCCCCGUGUAGCCUGUCCUCUCUUUGUUUAUGAACCAAGAUACAGGCUGAUGGUCAGACGAUGCUUUGAGAUCGGCGUACGGGAGUUUGGAAUCGCUGCUUGUCUCAAUAGGGAAGCUACCGGGACAAAGAAGUACGCAGAAUAUGGUACCAUGUUGGAGAUCAGAGAUAGAGUCUUACUCAAGGAUGGAUGCAGCAUCCUGAGUACAGUAGGUGGAAGGAGAUUCAGGGUUUUGUCUGGAGACGAACGGGACGGAUAUGACACGGCGCAGGUGGAGUUCUUGAGAGACACGCCCGUGCAACCUGAGCAAUUACUCAAUCUUUUAGAACUUCAUGAUAAGGUGAGAACGAAAGGCAGAAGAUGGUGGGACACUGUACCCAGCUCCCAACAGUCGGAGAUACAACGUGUAUUCGGCUCCAUGCCAGACAUCGAAGAGGACUGGUCCCGGCUUCCGGAUGGCCCGUCCUGGACCUGGUGGAUUCUAGCGAUACUGCCUCUGGGACCGCAACUCCAAGUCGGCAUCCUGGGUACCACUAGUCUGGAGAAGAGACUGAGAGCCAUAGAGAAAACACUGGAUCAUAUGGAGCAACGCCAAUUGACUGUAGCACCGGCUCCUUCGGAGGACACAACGACAUCCGCGAGUAUUUGCAGUGACGACCGGACGAUCGUCGGUAAUCCCGUCCCUGUAAUCCAGCGGUCAUAGAAUUUAUGCGUCUCGGCUGCUCUCGACGAUGAGGUCGCUCAGACUAUAUUCCAUUUUUGUCACAAAAUUCAGUUUCACCUUCCCGAAAUUAUUCCACGCCGUCGUACCACCGUUACGACGCUAGUUGUUUCUUUUUCUUUCUUAUCAAUGCCUUACCGAUGCAAGAUAACGACCAUCCUCACAGCGAGUCGUCGUCUCCUCGUUGUGCGAACGAUCGAUGCUGUCGGGAGAAAUUUUUAUGACUCGACCAUUACAUAUCAGGAGAUUUUUAUUUAAUCGGUAGGUUGUCUUCGCAUCCACACCAAACGCUUACGAGCAAAUCCGUUCUUCCAGAAUCCGAUUCAAGUCGAUCUAUGAAUAUUUAAAAAACAUAAUAAUAAUAUUUUCUAACUGUUCAAUAUGGAAAUAGGCAAUAUUGCAUGUCUCUCCAUUCUGUUUUCUGGCUUUUGUCCGUUGAACUUUGACCCUUAUUGUAAUCCGCGCGAUUAUCUCCAUGAUUAUCAGCGCGAACGAAUUACACAUUUUCUCGUACAACGAGACGUCGCGUACGGCAAACUUUUGUCGCUCCUUACGGAACAAAACGAAAUCCCAAUUUUUAUAUUUUCUAAGUUUAUUCCAUCGAGCAUAAGACUUUCAAUACGCUAGCACAUAGUAAUUUAUUUUAAUGCGACUUUUUUUUUUAAUAAAACAUCAACGCGAGUCAGUGAUUAUAAAAUUAGGAACGUCAUAUCAGUCAUGCAAUCAAGUAUUUAUAAGACAUAUAAAUAUAGUAUUGCUACUGUUAUUACGUUUAUUAUUGUUAUUAUUAUCAAUACUGCUAGUGUCAUUAUUAUCACUAUCAACAUUACUACUAUUGCUAUUACAACUACUAUUAAUACUAUCACUACAAUUGUUGCUGUUAUUGAUAUCAGCGCUAUAAUAAUAAUAGCCACACGUCGGCUAUACUGUUUCUACUAUGAUCUUGUAACUUAAAUUUCUUGUCUUUUUCAACUGGUCAAUUUUUGUGACUCUGAGCUAACUCGCCUCUGGAGUAACCGACGUGUACUCUAGAUUUUUACGAACCUAUCGAAUCAUGCAUUGUGAUAUUAAUGUGUAGCCUUCCUUGUAUAUUGAUACAACUAUAUAAUGCCAUUCGACUUUCCAUUUUUACUUCGACAUUUCUAUAUUUAUGUUCAUCUCGUCAUAUCGAAUUAUUAUAAUAAAAUUGUGAAACUCA
This is a messenger RNA of Cephus cinctus (wheat stem sawfly), 5058 nucleotides long. Its product is annotated as LON peptidase N-terminal domain and RING finger protein 3. The record is from RefSeq and is a predicted model, not a curated record. Lineage: Eukaryota; Metazoa; Arthropoda; Insecta; Hymenoptera; Cephidae. Bases 1650 to 3842 code for a protein of 730 amino acids. Gene Ontology annotation, molecular function: protein binding; metal ion binding. The transcript is spliced from 9 exons.